AUGGAGGCGCUGUGGAAGCAGGCCUCCAGGCUCAAGGACCAGGUCGCUCGGCAGGGUGUGUUCAAGCAGUUUGGCUAUGGGAAUUCUGAUAACGCGUUUACAGAUGAGUCAGAGGUUAAAAUGUAUCAGAGAUUGGAAAAGCUUUACUUAUCGACUCGUGCUGCUAAACAUUUUCAAAGGGACAUUGUUCGGGGCGUGGAGGGGUAUAUAGUCACAGGAUCCAAACAAGUCGAAAUAGGGAAUAAAUUGUCUGAUGACAGCCAGAAAUAUGGUGUUGAAAACACAUGUACAAGUGGUGAUACUUUAUCCAAAGCUGCUACAUACUUCGGAAAGGCACGCUCACAGAUGGAAAAGGAGCGUGGCAACUUGUUGAAAGCGUUUGGCACACAGGUGGCAGAGCCACUGCGGGCAAUGGUAAUGGGUGCACCUUUAGAGGAUGCCAGACAUCUGGCCCAGAGAUAUGACAGAAUGAGGCAAGAAGCUGAAGCACAGGUUGUCGAAGUAUCAAGACGGCAGAACAGGGUGAGGGAAUCAGCUGGGAAUGGAGAUAUGAUAUCUAAGUUGGAAGCCGCUGAGUACAAGCUUGAAGAACUGAAGUCAAACAUGGUGGGAUUAGGGAGGGAAGCUAUCGCAGCAAUGUCGGCUGUUGAGGCUCAGCAGCAACGGUUGACCUUACAGCGUCUUAUUGCACUGGUUGAGGCUGAGAGAGCUUACCAUCAGAGAGUUCUGGAGAUACUUGACCAGUUGGAACAAGAAAUGGUGUCUGAGCGCCAAAAAAUCGAAGCACCCCCGACUCCAGCAGCUGAAAAUGAUAUGCCACCACCACCACCACCAUCUUAUGAUGAAGUUAAUGGAGCGUUUGCAUCCACUUCUGUUAAUGAGUCAGUCCAAUCUGUCGAUUUCUUCCUUGGAGAGGCGCUUGAUUCCUUCAAAGCUGAAAGUGAGUUUGAGCUUACCUUGUCAGCUGGUGACAUUGUAAUUGUCCGAAAGAUCUCAAGCAAUGGUUGGGCAGAAGGUGAAUGCAAGGGCAAAGCAGGAUGGUUUCCUCAUGCUUAUAUCGAAAGGCGAGAACGUGUUCUAGCAAGCAAAUCUGGAGAAGAUUUUGGAUGUAACAUAUUUUUGAGAGGCCAAUUGGACAUUGGUUGCCUUGAUAUUGUGAAAUAG
Messenger RNA from Miscanthus lutarioriparius, 1164 nucleotides. NCBI's taxonomy places the organism in Eukaryota, Viridiplantae, Streptophyta, Magnoliopsida, Poales, Poaceae. The record is from the annotation of a GenBank genome assembly.